Molecule: messenger RNA, 1512 nt
Organism: Mastomys coucha (southern multimammate mouse)
Lineage: Eukaryota; Metazoa; Chordata; Mammalia; Rodentia; Muridae
Gene: Txndc15
Product: thioredoxin domain containing 15
Exons: 5
Coding region: 147-1181 (344 amino acids)
Biological process (GO): cilium assembly
Cellular component (GO): cilium
Source: RefSeq, a predicted model, not a curated record
CAAGGUGGCGGCCCGCGGCCACGCCUGCGCUCUCGGCUCGCCUCCCCUAGGCUCGGCGGGGCGGGGGUGGGGGGCGCGACGCCGGCUGCUGUGCGCCGGUUGUCUUUCACCGUGGUGGCUGUCGCCGCGGCUCCCUGUCGCGCGCCAUGCUUCUCCUCUGCUGGUGGCAAGUGCUGCUGUGGGUGCUGGGCCUUCCGGCCCGCGGCCUGGAGGUUUCAGAGGACGGUGGUCACACGUUGCAGGAGGAGCGGCCUGUCCCGGCUUUCCAGGUUGGAGCUGUGUAUCUGCAUGAAGAGGAGGCUGCUCAGGGCCGUCGGGACCAGGCAAGAGUAGCGGAGCCCACGGAGGCCUCUCUAGGUCCCCAUGGAGAGCCCAUGGUGGUGCUGUCGGUGAUUCCUGGGGCAGCUGAGGACCAAAGGACCACCGAGGCCCAUGAUGGCACUUGCAGUGUACAGGGAGAGGAGGACCCGCACUGUGGCCAAGAGAACCUCUUCAGGCUGCAGGGUUCAGGCGGCUUCCCGGAUCGGGAAGAAGAGUACUAUGCUGAGCCUGGAGUAGCUGAGGCGGAGCCCGUAGCCGCGGAGGAUGCCAACAGCACCGACAGCCUCACGUCCCCCAAGGUGAACUGUGAGGAGAGGAAUGUGACUGGGCUAGAAAACUUCACCCUGAAGAUUUUAAAUAUGUCCCAGGACCUCAUGGAUUUCCUAAACCCCAAUGGCAGUGACUGUACGCUGGUCCUCUUCUAUACCCCGUGGUGCCGGUUUUCUGCCAGCCUGGCUCCUCAUUUUAACUCCCUGCCUCGGGCGUUUCCAACACUCAGCUUCUUGGCUCUGGAUGCGUCUCAGCACAGCAGCCUUUCCACCAGAUUUGGCACUGUUGCCGUCCCUAACAUUUUGUUAUUUCAAGGAGCUAAGCCAAUGGCGAGGUUUAAUCAUACGGAUCGAACUCUGGAAACGCUGAAAAUCUUCAUCUUCAAUCAGACAGGUAUAGAAGCCAGGAAGAAUGUGGUGGUAACGCAAGCUGACCAAAUGGGUCCCCUCCCCAGCACCUUGAUAAAGACUGUGGAUUGGUUGCUCGUGUUUUCCUUGUUCUUUUUAAUUAGCUUCAUUAUGUAUGCUACCAUCCGCACUGACAGUAUCCGGUGGCUGAUUCCAGGACAAGAGCAGGAACAUGCAGAGUAGAGACGGAACUGGACCGCAACCUUAGGUUGGGGACUCAGCAUUUCAGUUGCUAACGUGUGGACUUGCAUUGGAAGUCAGAUUCCAGAAUCAUGUUCUUGUUGAACUACUGACAGGCUGAAAAGACUUCAUAGAAAUGUUUUUACCAUGACGAUUGGCAGGUACAAAGUGUCCACUAGAAUCAACUGUUCUUGUUUUUAAUACUUGAACAUAAUGAAUUUCUCUUCUAGUGUCAUUAAACAGGAAAGUGUUGUCUGAGAAGAGGAGCUAAGACGGGGAGUGUGGGCCUACCACAGGACCAGGUGAAAAAUAAAGUCACUGAAAGAAUUCAAAA